Molecule: messenger RNA, 948 nt
Organism: Penicillium cinerascens
Lineage: Eukaryota; Fungi; Ascomycota; Eurotiomycetes; Eurotiales; Aspergillaceae
Product: RING finger domain protein
Exons: 6
Coding region: 1-948 (315 amino acids)
Molecular function (GO): ubiquitin protein ligase activity; zinc ion binding
Source: RefSeq, a predicted model, not a curated record
AUGGCUUCACAGACAUACCGGGUUAUGAAGAGCCAGGGUACCCAGUCGUCCCCCGUGAACCCACGGAAGAGAAAGGCCACCACUCAGACAGGCCCGCGUCCUGACGUCGAGGCCAUUGAUUUGACGGAUGAUGCACCUACAAGCGCAAAGAAACCACGAGCUCAGACUCCUCAGAGCCAGAAUUCUCCCAAGAACAAUGAACGCCGAGCACGCAGAUGGCGAAAAGAGCCUCCACAAUCGUACCUGGAGCGACUGGAACGAAUCCGCCGGACAAGGAUGUACGUAAGUGGCCACACUGUGAGUGGCACAGAGGAAUGUCCAGAGUUUUCGUUCGACAUUGUCGGGUCAACUGGCAACAUCUACAAAGUUGUCAUCGGGAAAGAGCCGGCCUGCGAUUGUCCCGAUGGACGGAAAGGCAACCAGUGCAAGCACAUCUGCUACGUCCUUCUCCAUGCCUUCAAAGCGGCUGCCCACCUCCAGUACCAACUUGCUUUCCUGUCCUCGGAGCUCCGAGAGAUGUACCAGGACUCCCCUCUCAGCCGGAUCGAGGGCAUCAACGCAGAAGACAAGGAUGGCAAGCGCAAGCCCGUGGAAGGCGACUGUCCCGUCUGCUUCAUGGAGUUCGAACCCAAUGAAGACAUUAUCUGGUGCAAGGCCGCGUGCGGAAACAACAUCCAUAAGAAAUGCUUCGAACAAUGGGCUGCAACAACAAGCAACAGGGGUGUUCGCUGCGUUUACUGUCGUACCCCGUGGGGCUACGAAGACAAUGACAAUGACAUCGACAUCCAAGCUCUGAAGGCCUCCGGCAAACGCAACGACGAAGGCUACGUCAACGUAGCGCAGCAAUUCGGCUUGUCAGGAGAACGUGACUUUUCCGUCUACUCGCCUCGAUCAACUGUCCGAUGGUCGUCCUCUUAUGCGCAGCGUGGUGCUUUUAACCGCUACUAG